CCCGCCGCCCACGUGACCCCGGGGAAGCGGAGCGGCGCCUGGGCGCUGCGCUCACCAUCACUGUCCUGUUGCACAGUGUGGUUCAAGAGCCAAACUUGAGUGACGCAAAACAUCCUUAACUCAACUCCGGAGGUGCAGAAUUGAACACAGUUUCUAUAUCCGGGCCCAACGCUGGUUGUGCAAGAUGUUGCCAAAUGCGGGUAUCUAUUACUUCCCAUGGGAGAUCAACGGCUCCAUCCCAGAGGGGGAGGCACUGAGGACAUUUGGCAGGUUAUGCUGCUAUGAUCUGGCCCGCUCUGAAGCUGUUCUCACUGCUCAGCACCGUGCAGCUCAGUACCGGCUCUGCAUCGACACCAGCUUUGUGGAGCCUUUCCACGCCCAGCUGGGCUCUCUCUACAUGGUGCUGGGAGAGGCCGAACACAGGGAAGGUGAGGGUCCCGUGGUGAAGGCCCGAAUAUUGACCUGCGUGGAAGGGAUGAAUCUGCCUUUGCUGGAACAAGCAGUUCAGGAGCAGAGAAAAUACUUCCACGAGAGGCAGCAGCGGAUGGGAAACGGCACAUCCUGAUGGCACCUCCGAGAGCCGCCGCGCGCUGCUCCUUGCAGCAGCGGUCCCUUCGGCUGGGAAGGAGUCAGCGCCCUAGCCUUUCUCAGCAGCGCUGACGUCUGCAAUAAAUCUUUUUGAAGUAUAUUUUGCGGGGGGACACA
Molecule: messenger RNA, 705 nt
Organism: Rhea pennata
Lineage: Eukaryota; Metazoa; Chordata; Aves; Rheiformes; Rheidae
Gene: TEN1
Product: TEN1 subunit of CST complex
Exons: 5
Coding region: 185-565 (126 amino acids)
Biological process (GO): negative regulation of telomere maintenance via telomerase
Cellular component (GO): CST complex
Molecular function (GO): telomerase inhibitor activity; single-stranded DNA binding; telomeric repeat DNA binding
Source: RefSeq, a predicted model, not a curated record